This is a messenger RNA of Macrosteles quadrilineatus (aster leafhopper), 3676 nucleotides long. RefSeq lists its product as uncharacterized. Bases 118 to 3192 code for a protein of 1024 amino acids. The transcript is spliced from 9 exons. NCBI's taxonomy places the organism in Eukaryota, Metazoa, Arthropoda, Insecta, Hemiptera, Cicadellidae. Gene Ontology annotation, biological process: RNA polymerase III preinitiation complex assembly. Gene Ontology annotation, molecular function: TFIIIC-class transcription factor complex binding. Gene Ontology annotation, cellular component: transcription factor TFIIIB complex. The record is from RefSeq and is a predicted model, not a curated record.
UUAUGUUCUGCUAGCCAUUCAUUAGAUUUCCAUUUUUGUUUACCCUGCAUUUCUUUUUUUAGGUAAGAAAAGACUCUGAAUGAAGGAUUUAAUACAUCAACAACAUUGGGCAGAAAAAUGGCUGCUCGUAAGCUGAAAUUUAAACCAAAGCCGGUUGUUGGGGGAGCUUUGAGAAGACCAAGAGAAAAAGACGAUGUACCAGAGCUGUCACAACAACCAACUAUCCAGGAACCUACCAAUGCAAAUGUUACCGGUACUUCAAAUCUUGAAUCCAACAACCCUCCAGAGAAUGCAAGUGACGAGGGAAAUGUUGCAAAACGAAAUAAAUUGGAACACUGUGAAAACAUAUUGACUGUAACAGAUGUAGGAAGUGAAAAGUCAGGCCUACCCGAUUCAAAUACCUCAACAGCGGAGUCAAAUGUUGUUAAAAAUUAUGUAAAUGAAACAUCACAAGAAAGUGCAAGUGCUGUUAAUAGUGACAUUUGUACUGCUCUCAAUUUACCAAUAGAGCAAACUGCAAGAGUAAAUAUAGGAAAACAAGGUAGUUCAGAGUCAGUUAUAAAUCUUAGUGUGUGUAGUAGGCCUAGUAAGUUGGUAGAUCCAUCUAAAAAUUCGGCCAGCAAUGAGCCAAGCAGUGAAGCUGGUUUUUUGACGCCUAACUUCGUAGAAGAAUGUGAUGCUGAUUCAAAAUCCGUGAACAAAAAAGUAACAAAGGGUGCACCACGUUUUGGGCGAUCCAAAUUUAAACCAGUCUUGAAUAAUGGUUCUAGGAAGAAAAAUGAGUUGAACCUCGAUCCUGAUACUGACAAAAAUGUGAAAUCAAAUGUUUAUCCAGUUGCUAUCAUUCGAACGUCUGUCAUAAAAUCUGUUGAGUCAGAAACUAAGAAUGUAAAUAUAGUCUCAGAAAUAACUGCUAGCUUUGCCUCUUUGGAAUCAGAUGAAAGUGAAAGUUCUGAAAAUCAAUCACAAACCAAAGAAAAAGAAUUCUGUCCUAACACUUUUCGGUUUUGUGGACCUAGUGUUGCAAAGUCCAAAACAACUACAAGAGAACCUUUUAUAAAUUCCGAUCAAGAGCAACAACCAUCGAGUUCAGAUUUACUUUCAAGACCGGAUCAACCUAACCAAAAUCAAGUAGACCAAACUUUAAAUAAAAGCAACUCCGAUGAGACAAAUAGAACUGACCAAGUUUCGUCACCUACCAAAGUUCCUAUAUCACCACUGAAAUUGUCAUCAAAGGUAUUAGUACCCAAACCUAGCCCUAAUCUUCUGGAUCCAGGAGUGAGAAGAAUUAGUUUUCAAGGUAGUGAUUCAGAAGAUGAUACCAAGAAAAAUUUAUUUCUGCUGAACCAUGCUAAACUGGGAAAAAGAACCAAAAGAGAUAAGGAUGCAAAAAGCACCAAACGUAAGCUGUCCCAAGGUUCAACUUAUUCAAAAUUAGGCCAAGAAGCACUGAUAAAAUUCAAUGAGAAGUUUGGAAAGCCUGAAACUUUGGUGGAUCCUCCAGACAAAGCCAAGUUGACUAUGUUGGACUUGAUAUUUUAUAACCCAAAAUCCAAUCCUAUGUCUGUGAGCACUGAACAAACAAAGGGCCGAAAAAAAGAAGAUAAAGUAGAAAUGAAUUUGAUGGUGGCAGAAGCUGUAGAGGAGGAGAAGGUGGACGAUGUAGAAGAGGAACCUACAACACCUGCAGUUCCAGUACCUCAGCUGAAAGUUGGCCCGGACGGACAAAUCAUGCUUGACCCUCGGAGCUUGGUAAUAGAGACAACAGAAGUCAAAGAAAAGAGGGCUGUAAUGGAAAAAUCGGGAAUCGUUAGAGAAACUGGAAUAACUCGUUACAAUACUUAUAGCAAGAAGAAGCACAUUAGAAAGGAUUGGACGGCUUUAGAAACACUGCAAUUCUACAAGGCUCUCAAUACCAUUGGUUCUGAUUUUUCACUGAUGACCAAACUGUUUCCCAAUCGUACCAGGCAUGAUUUGAAAUUGAAGUUUAAGAAAGAAGAAAAAAUAAAUAUGAAAUUAAUAGAUAGAGCAAUGACUGCUCCUGCGGAUUUUGAUUUUGCCAGUUUACAGAAAGAAUUGCAGGAAGAAAAUGAUGAACUUGCUAGGAUUGCAGAGAAAAAGAAAACAGAUAUUGAGAAUGCUAAGAGGGCACGAGCUAUAAAGAAAGAAGAUAAUGUAAAACCUAGGAAAAAAGAACUCCCAGCAAGAUUGAGAAGAAAAGGUGCUGCUUUCCUGAGUUUUGACGAACCUGAAAUGGACACUAUGAAAACUGUUAAGAAGGCUGUUAAGAAAAGGAAGAAAAGAAAAAGAAAAGUGAAGACUGAAAUGUUAAUAGUGAGCUCAUCUGAUGAAGAAGAUAUCAAUAAUGUUGAUUCAGACGAGUGUGAACUGGCCACAAAUGAAGCGAGGUUGCUAAAAAUGAUUAAAAUGCAGGCAACGGGCGGAGUAAGAAAGUAUAGGCCUAAACACCCGAAGAAACUUAAGGAGUACGAAGAAAUCAACGAAACAUUGAAAACACAGCUUAAAGAUAUAGACUCAGAUAUUAGUGACGACGAGUACACACCGAAUGGGCUGUUUCACAGUCCUGUUAGAGACCCGUUCCCUGAAGAUCAAGAUAAAGACACAAAUCAGUGGAGUAUGGAAGUGACUACUUCUUGUGGUGUUGAAAACAUAUUGCUUUUGAAGAAUGUCCAAGGUGAUCCUAAUCUCUCUGAACUAAGUACUGUGGAACAGAACGAAAGUGCCCAAGAUCUCUCUUCCUCUUUGCCUACAAGUGUGCGAGAAGGGAGGCAAAGUGGACACAAGUCUACAAUUCUAAAUAGACAUUUUAUAUCUGAGAGCAUACAAAUUAUUGACCAAUUGACUGCUAAUGAAAAUUUAAAUGAAAAUAGCGACAACACGUCACACAAGCAAAAUGAAGGACAGUCAAGUAGGCCUAGUCGAGUUGAUGAAGAACCGAGAGAAAGUCUAAUUCCACUUCCAAGUUUUGAGUCGAUGAACCGUUCACAUCGAACUGUGUGUUAUGAUUUGGAAAACCAGUAUGAUUUGGCUCUACAUGGCGGAGAUAAUGUUCACGUUUGUGAAACAAAUAGUUCUUCAACACAGGUAUUAGUUAUAGAAGAGGAUGAGAAUAAUGUAAAUCGAAAAGAGAUCUUCUCACGUCCUUCUGAAGAAGCUAUUCUUGGAAAUUAAUUUUAGAACUAUACCUAUACACUGUGAUAGUAUUUCUAGUUUUUGUUUGUUUAACCAUUACCAUGUAAAUAUCCAUUUUAAUUUCCAUUAUUGUACAGCUUAUAUAAUCAUUUUUUUUGUUUUACUAUUUAAUUGAACCAUUUUUAAUGACACUUUAAAUAGCAGUUAAUUUCUUAUAAUCAUAUACAAAUUUUAAUUAUUUAUUAUAUAGAGAAAGGAUCCGUGUUAUAUGGUGAUAAGGUUAGAGUUUAGACCGCCUCCUAGAAAAAAAGGCAACGCAAUGCUCAAGAACACUCUUAAUUUUGGUAAACCAAUUAGGUCAUUAUUUUAAUUGAUGUAAUGAUGAUUUUAAGUUUUACAAAAAUGUCAACUACUGUAUACCUAAGUUUAUUUUGCAUUAAUAUUUUGCAAGCAGACCGUAACAUGUACUUUUUUACAUCUAUUAUUAUUUUAUUACUUUACAAAUAUACAAACAUCUUUAAAG